Microcebus murinus (gray mouse lemur) is the source of this 2173-nucleotide messenger RNA. It is a transcript of the gene TRIM61, whose product is annotated as tripartite motif containing 61. NCBI's taxonomy places the organism in Eukaryota, Metazoa, Chordata, Mammalia, Primates, Cheirogaleidae. The record is from RefSeq and is a predicted model, not a curated record. Gene Ontology annotation, molecular function: protein binding; zinc ion binding.
CCCACUGCACAAGCUGAGUCGGCUGCACAAAACCGAGCACUUCGGUUGGCCCUGGGCAUUGUCCUGGGCCCCACUGAGCUCUGUGGGUUCUGCGCAGCCUCGGGCUGAGCUGUGGAUCCACCUGUACGGGGAAGGAUUCCUUAUCUUGGUUCUGAGGCUGCUUUCUUGAAUAAGAAAAUGAUUAAGCUUGACUUAAGAUCCGUGAGUGGGAAUCUUAGCAGCAGCCCAGCUAAUAUGUUCUAAUAUUCAAUAGGCUACAGGCUGUGAAGCAUUGUUGGCAGCACACUCUGGAACUAAAGGCACAGAGCUAAAGGUUAGAGACUGUCAUCAACACACCAAGUCAGCAAAACAAAAAGCUGGCCAGCUUUCAAGGUCUGGGGAAAGAUAUCCACUGCCUAUUGGAUCUUGAGCUCUAGAGAACCAGGCUUUGCUAAAAGAAGCAUUACCUUACCCACCACCAGCUCAAUGGAGUCUGCGACAGCCCUGGCAGACCUGCAAACAGAGGCUAGCUGUCCCAUCUGUCUGGACUACUUCAAAGACCCAGUGACCAUCAGCUGUGGGCAUAACUUCUGUCGCCCCUGCAUCAGUGUGUCCUGGAAGGAUCUCAUUAAUAGUUUCCCCUGCCCUGUUUGCCACUUCUGCUCUCCAGAAAGGAAAUUCAUAAGCAAUGAACAACUGGGUAAUUUGUCUGAGACUGCUAAGCUACUCCAGGUAAGAAGAAGCAAGAGGAAGCGGCAGGAAGAAAAUCUCGUAUGUGAGAAGCACAAUCUGAUUGUGACCUUUUUCUGUGAAAAUGACCUGGAGGUUUUAUGUCUGCAGUGCAAUUCCUCCACUGCCCACGAGCAACACCGUGUUUGGUCCAUAGAAAAGGCUGUACGCUUUCAUAGGAAAAAUUUGGAGAGUUACAUCAAAUCAUGGAAGGAGAGUGUGGAACUAUUUGAAAAAAUGUUAACUAUGCAAACCAGAAAAUCAUUGGAACUGAAAAAAAAGGUAAAACACAGGAGAGAAGAAGUAAAUUCUGAAUUUGAGCAACUUAGGUUGUUUCUCCAAAAUCAGCAGGAGACUGUUCUUAGGCAAUUACACGAUGAAGAGAUGGAUGUUUUAGCAAAACUAAAGGAAAACCUAACAAAAUUUUCAGAUCAUGCCUCUUUAUUAAAACAUCUAUUGAAGCAGACAGAGCGCAAGUAUGUGAAGUCAGAACUGGAAUUACUGGCAGAUAUUAAGAGUAUCUAUCACAGAUAUAAUAACCUAAAAUGCCCUGAACCUUUUUCAUUCAGAUUAAAAGAAUAUGGUUACUGUCUUCCUCCACAAUAUUCUGGCCUUAACAAAAUUAUAAAGCAAUUUCAAGUAGAUGUAAUUCUAGAUCCUGAAACAGCACAUCGUAAACUUUUUGUCUCAGAAGAUAGAAAAACUGUGCGAUAUGGAAAUACAAUGCAAAACUUACCUCAUAACCCAGGAAGAUUUUAUCUCUGCCCAGCUGUUCUGGGUUCUAAUGCAUAUCGGUGUGGCAGGCAGUACUGGGAAGUAGAAGUGAAAGACAAGCCUGAAUGGGUUAUGGGUGUCUGUGAUGACUCUCUUCCCAGAAGAAAGAAGAGUCAGAAUCAACCAAUGCUAGUAAAGAAUGGAUUAUGGGGAAUUGGACGAUGCAAUCAGAGUAAUUAUAUUGCAUUGGGUCCUAAGAAAGCUGAUUUUCUGCCAAAAGUAAUGCCUAGUAAGAUUGGCAUUUUUUUAGACUUUGAAAUGAGUGAGAUUUCCUUUUACAAUAUGAGUGAUAGAUCUCUUCUGUAUACUUUCAAUGACAAUUUCGCAGGAAGACUUUGGCCUUAUUUCUAUACUGGAACUGACUCAAAACCUCUUAAAAUAUGUACAGUAAGAGAUUCUGAAUGAUGAACUAUUGAAAGACUCUCAUUUCUUUUUCUUUCAGUUGACAUAACUAAGCUAGUAAAUCUAGUCUUGACAAUUUUUUUUUUUUUUUCAGUUUCCUCCCCACCCAGCACGGUAUUUAUCUCAGUUUCAGCAACUUCUAAAAAAUGUGAUGAUUAGUGCCUACUUUGUAGAUAAAUCAUGGGGUACAAUUGGAAGGUGCAUUAGAAAUUCUAAGAUUAAAUACUUGAAAAAUGUAUUAAGAAAAUUUAUUACUCUAGUAAUUAUAAAUAAAAACCUGAUAACCUUC